CUUCUAUAGGGCUAGGGGCACCGGCGGACUCUCCCAACAACGAUUCUCCGCCAAAUUUUUAUUGUGCAGCCGCUCUCCGAACGCCAACAUUAUCAUUAUUGUGUCGAACCCAAUCCAGCAAUAAUUCUGCCCCCAGCUGUUCGGAAUUCUGGCACCACCACGGUCUCACGCUUCAUUCAGCAGGUUGACAAGUUGUCCAUUGCACUUUCUUGAUAUCUACAUUUCUCCUCUGACACUUUGUACCUUCACAACUUCAUACAUUCCCCCUUCAAAGCGUUGACUCGCCCUAAAUCUCCCUCUGUUUACCCCUCACCGCCGCAGCCAUGUCAGCAAAAUCCAUCCUCGAGGCUGAUGGAAAGGCUAUCCUCAACUACCACCUUACGCGCGCUCCAGUCGUAAAGCCAACUCCUCUGAAAGCGUCUGGCGUCCACAACCCUCCUGCAAAACUAGCUUCUCUCUACUUCCCUGAAGACGAAUCGGUACAAACAGUUUUGGAUCAAGCUGAGGCCACCUAUCCAUGGCUGCUUGCCCAGGGCGCCAAAUUCGUCGCAAAACCAGAUCAACUGAUCAAGAGAAGAGGAAAGAGUGGCCUGCUGGCCCUGAACAAGACAUGGCCAGAGGCUAGAGCGUGGAUUGAGGCCAGAGCUGGCAAGGAACAGAAGGUCGAGACCGUUACUGGCUACCUCAGACAAUUCCUGGUCGAGCCAUUUGUUCCUCAUCCUCAAGACACCGAAUACUACAUCAACGUCAACUCUGUCAGAGAUGGUGACUGGAUUCUCUUUACACACGAAGGUGGUGUUGACGUUGGUGAUGUCGACGCAAAGGCCGAGAAGAUCCUCAUUCCAGUCGACCUGAAGAACUUCCCUUCAAACCAAGAGUUGGCCUCCUCACUCCUCCAGAAAGUCCCCAAGGGCGUUCACAACGUCCUGCUCGACUUCAUAGUCCGACUCUACUCCGUCUACGUAGACUGCCAAUUCACCUACCUUGAAAUCAACCCCUUGGUUGUCAUUCCCAAUGAUGCGGGCACGUCGGCCGAAGUCCACUUCCUCGAUCUUGCUGCCAAACUCGACCAAACAGCUGAUUUUGAAUGCGGGACAAAAUGGGCCAUUGCACGGAGCCCGGCUGCUCUUGGUAUGCCCGGAACCAAGACCGAUGGAAAAGUCACCAUCGACGUUGGUCCGCCAAUGGAGUUCCCCGCACCCUUCGGUCGCGAACUCACCAAGGAAGAGAAGUACAUCGCGGACAUGGAUGCGAAGACCGGUGCCUCCCUCAAGCUCACGGUUUUGAACUCCCAAGGGCGCAUUUGGACUUUGGUUGCUGGUGGUGGUGCCUCGGUCGUCUACGCUGACGCUAUUGCCUCCGCCGGUUUUGUCAGCGAGCUGGCCAACUAUGGUGAAUAUUCAGGCGCCCCGAGUGAGACGCAAACUUACAAUUACGCCCGAACGGUUCUUGAUCUGAUGCUUCGAGCACCAAUGCACCCCGACGGCAAAGUCUUGUUCAUUGGUGGCGGUAUCGCUAACUUUACCAAUGUUGCUUCAACAUUCAAGGGCGUCAUUCGCGCCUUAAGAGAGGUUGCUCCCGUGCUCAACGAGCACAAGGUUCAAAUCUGGGUCCGUCGUGCUGGCCCCAAUUAUCAAGAAGGUCUCAAGAACAUCAAGGCCGUGGGUGAAGAGCUCAAACUUAACAUGCAUGUGUACGGUCCUGAGAUGCACGUCAGUGGUAUUGUGCCACUGGCUUUGCUCGGCAAGAAGUCCACCAUUCCUGAAUUCGGCGGUCAGUAAAUGAUCGUGGGGGCAUUAUUGUAUGGUUUGAUCUACAGUAUUCACUGUCAAGCAAUUUUGAUAGGUUGGCACGCACCUGGGCAAUCGGAAAAAGGGGGCUAGGUGUUCUUUGCGGAUUUGGCCUGAUGACUGCGAAGGGAGCAUUCUGUGUGUGAUGUACAACGAGUGACAGCCUUCCCUGUUGGGUCGGAUUGAACUCGAGACAGACGAGCGUAAAUAUCCAAGUUUAGAGCCCCAUGGUAAUGACAAAUUCACGCAAUCAGAAAAUGGGCUCAGAACAUGCUUGGUCUAACCUU
This is a messenger RNA of Exophiala xenobiotica, 2077 nucleotides long. RefSeq lists its product as uncharacterized. The record is from RefSeq and is a predicted model, not a curated record. Lineage: Eukaryota; Fungi; Ascomycota; Eurotiomycetes; Chaetothyriales; Herpotrichiellaceae. Gene Ontology annotation, molecular function: succinate-CoA ligase (ADP-forming) activity. Gene Ontology annotation, biological process: succinyl-CoA metabolic process; tricarboxylic acid cycle. The transcript is spliced from 2 exons. Gene Ontology annotation, cellular component: succinate-CoA ligase complex. Bases 324 to 1781 code for a protein of 485 amino acids.